AUGGCUAUGAAUUCAUGGUGGCUUUGAUGUUUGUUCGUGGCUUUAAAGUCUCUUCAUGCCUUUGAAGUUGGUUAGUUGGUUCAGUUGAGUUUCAAGAACCGACCAAGCCACAUGGUUUCUUCACUGUAGGAUACUUUUCUGUGCGAAGAACACUUGGCUUCGGAUACUCCUGUACGGUUUCGCAAACUGUGGAGUUUGAUGUUCUCGUUUUAUUAUCCUUUUCAUCGGAGUACAGUGAAACUGUUUCCUAGUACAAUUAGUGCACACGAUUCCACCUGAGGAAACCAACAAAUCUCAACAACCCACAGCAGCAACGUGCCCUCAGGCAUCUAGCCUGCCGGAAAUUAACAGGAAGAAGAAGAAGUGGAACAGUUUCCCCGAGUAGACUUUAAAAUGCUGUUUCGUAGGGUGUUGCAAAUUGGAGGGCUGACACUAAGGCGGUCCAUCCACCACAGUCCCGUAUGGAGGAAUCCUCUCAUACCUAUAGUUGUGGAGCGGACGGGGAGAGGAGAAUGGGCGCACAGCCUCCCAUGGGAGAGAGUAAUUUGGGUUACGGGUCCUAUCGAUAAUAAGGUAGCAGGAGAUGUCAUUCGGAACCUGCUAUUUCUCCACAAUGACGAUGAAAAAGAAAAGAUCCACAUGUACAUCAACAGUCCUGGUGGUGUCGUGACAGCAGGCCUGGCCAUCUACGACACCAUGCAGUACAUAUCAAACCCCAUCUCCACCUGGUGUGUCGGCCAGGCAGCCAGUAUUGGCAGCCUGCUCCUGGCAGCGGGAACCAAAGGGAUGAGGCAUUCACUGCCCAACGCCCGUAUCAUGUUUCACCAGCCAACAGGAAGCUCCAUUGGUCAGGCAACAGAAAUUGCCAUCCACGCUAAGGAGAUUAUAAAACUGAAGAGACAGAUCAUUAAGAUCUUUGCAUAUCACACAGGGCAGCCACUGGAAACUAUUGAGGGUUUACUGGAAAGGGAUCACUACAUGAGUCCCAUGGAGGCACAGGAUUUUGGACUAAUAGACCGGGUCCUGGUCCACACGGCCCAGGCAGGCCUGGAUGAGUCGGAGGCGGAGGCUGCAGCACUCAGCUCCUCUCCAGCUCCAGAGCAGGCCCCCCCCCGUGACAAACACCGACGAUGAGUUGAAUUCGUUAAAUCAAGAUGUUUAAUGUAUUUGAUUAUAUUGUAGUUUUGGUGAUUUUGCAAUGUUAUUUUUAAUUAAAACAUGUAAAUAUGAAAUUACUUUAAUUAACUACAAAUAAAACCUUUUAAAUGA
Molecule: messenger RNA, 1269 nt
Organism: Scophthalmus maximus (turbot)
Lineage: Eukaryota; Metazoa; Chordata; Actinopteri; Pleuronectiformes; Scophthalmidae
Product: ATP-dependent Clp protease proteolytic subunit, mitochondrial-like
Exons: 7
Coding region: 394-1134 (246 amino acids)
Biological process (GO): protein quality control for misfolded or incompletely synthesized proteins
Cellular component (GO): endopeptidase Clp complex
Molecular function (GO): ATP-dependent peptidase activity; serine-type endopeptidase activity; ATPase binding
Source: RefSeq, a predicted model, not a curated record